AUGGCGACUCAACUGGCGCCCGGCCUGGCGCGCAAGGUCAAGAAGGUCCUCGAGACCCGGGCGGAUACGCCGGAGACGAUCGCUUGUCUAAAGGGUCUGUCGGAGUUUUACGGCGAGAACACCCCGGCGGCGAGGAGAGGACUGCGCAGUAGCAUCGAACGACGUGGCCUCGACAUCAACCGCGAGUUCCUGGAAGCCUCGGGUCAGGCGCAGGAGGCUCUCGCGGUGGUGGAUGCCCAGCUCGAGGGCCUGCUGAGCGGAUGCCGACGCAUCGCCAACGUGCUCGAUAAGAGCCGCGAGCGCACGGGGAACCUGCUGGACGAGACGGCGAGGUUCAACAAUAACCUGGCCAAGAUUGAGGAGCGCAAAAAGAUGCUCGAGACCUUCCUGGUGGACUAUCAGCUGACGGACGAGGAGAUCUCGGCGCUCAGGACCGACGACCAAAUCACCGAGAAAUUUUUCAGCGCGCUCGCUAGGGUGCAGGAGAUCCACGGUAACUGCCGCCAGCUCCUAAGGACGCACCACCAGCGCGCAGGGCUGGAGCUGAUGGAUGUGAUGGCGUCCUACCAGGAGAACGCGCACGAGAGGCUGGCGCGAUGGGUCCAGGGCGAGUGUAAGACGCUCGCGGAGGAGGACGGUCCCGACGUCCCCGACCUGCUCACCCGCGCCAUGACCGCGCUCAAGUCGAGGCCCGUGCUGCACAGGUACUGCAUCGAGGAGGUGAGCAGGACGAGACACAACGCGUUGUUUCGCAGGUUCAUCUCCGCGCUCACCAAGGGGGGGCCGGGCGGGGUGCCCAGGCCCAUCGAGGUGCACGCGACGGAUCCGAGGAGGUACGCGGGGGACAUGCUCGGGUGGCUGCACCAGGCUGCGGCUGGCGAGAAGGAGCUCGUGGCCGCGCUGCUGGCGACCGAAGGGGACGACGGCGACGAGGAGAAGAAUGGCGAUGAGGAGAAGGACGGCGACAAAGAGAAGAACGGCGGGGAGGAGCACAAGGAGGGCGCGGGCGUCGACGAGGAGGAGGAGGCUGCGGAUCCCGAGGCUGUGCUGGACAGGAUCCUCGAAGGCGUGUGCAGGCCGUUCAAGGUGAGGCUGGAGCAGGCGCUCAACGCGUCUCCCACAGCCUUGGUGGCGUACCAGCUGGCCAACCUGUUGGACUUUUACAGGGAGACGCUGGGUGCGAUCGUGGGCAAGGAUGCGUCGCUCGUGGCCACCGUGGAGGAGUGCAGGGCGUCGGCGGCGCGAACCUUCGAGGAUCAGAUCUCGAGGCGCGCCGCCAAGCUCAGGGAGAAACCCACGCGCCCGCCCGACACCCUCGCGCCCCCGCCGUUCGUCGCCGAGACCGUCUCUCUCGUCCGGGAGCUCCUCCAGGCGCGGUCCGACGCCGUCUCCGGCGGCGACCUCGAUGAGACGUACGACGCCGUCGGCGCGGUGCUCGAUCCCGCCGUGGAGGCGUGCGAGCGGGGCGCGGGCGCCAUCGCCGAGGCGCUCCGUCCGGAGGAAUCGGGCGGCGCGGGUCCGACCCCGGCGACGACGAACGCGGCCGGGACGGUCCCGCCCGCGUACACGGCGAGGUGGGCGAAGGAGGCGUACCUGCUCAACUGUCUCAACGCGAUGGCCGCGGCGCUUGGAGAUUUUCCGGGCGCAUCCGCCGCUCGGGACUCUCUCAACUCGCGCGUCGCGUCCCUCGCGGAUACGAUCGCCGACGACGAGGCCGGUCGGAUCCUGAGGUCCAGUGGCGUGGCGGAGGUCCGCGAGCUCAUCGCGCUGUACCAGGGGCAGCGGACGGAGCGCGGCGCGAUGUCGAGGGACCCGGCGCUGGAGCUCGGCGUCGUCGGCUCGGCGCUGGACAAGCUGGUGGACGAGGUGAGCGCGUCGCCCGAGCCCGUGCCCGCGUUCGACGAGGUGUUGAACCCGCGGACGAGGGUCGACCUGCGGGGCACGUACGUCGGUAAGAUCAUCGAGGCGUACACGCUGGUGUACAUGGCGGUGCUGGAUCCCAACAACGGGUACAGAGACGCAAAGUCGGCCAUCCGACACGGACCCGACGCGCUGGGAGUACUACUCAACUGA
Messenger RNA from Micromonas commoda, 2073 nucleotides. RefSeq lists its product with no specific name. The record is from RefSeq and is a predicted model, not a curated record. Gene Ontology annotation, cellular component: COG complex. The transcript is spliced from 2 exons. Gene Ontology annotation, biological process: intra-Golgi vesicle-mediated transport. Bases 1 to 2073 code for a protein of 690 amino acids. Lineage: Eukaryota; Viridiplantae; Chlorophyta; Mamiellophyceae; Mamiellales; Mamiellaceae.